AGAGACGUUCACCUUGUCGAGGCGCGAUAGGGAUCAGACGCCUUCCAAUGGAGUGUGUGUGAUCCAUAUACCUGUUGCACCGCGGAAGGUAGCUGUCUGUAGUGCAGACUCCAACCAUGGCUCGAAGUCUGAGGUGGCUGUUCUUCGGAGUCCUGUCCUUCUCCUGUUCGACUCUUCCCUGCAUCGGAUUUAACCUCGAUGAAAGGUUUCCCGUCAUUAAGGAGGGCAAAACCAGUGGAAGCUUUUUCGGAUUUUCUGUCGCCCUCCAUAAACAGACGGUCGGAUCCCAGAAAUACCUGCUCCUCGUGGGAGCCCCCAAGGAGAAGGCUGAAAACCUGAAGAACGUCAAUGAAACGGGCGCUGUCUACUUCUGUCCCAUUACCACGGUGACGACCGACUGUUCCCGGGUGGAUUUCAAGAGUACACAGACACCAUUAGAAAAGGAUGAUCAGUCAGAGAUGGUGGAGGGCAUGUGGCUGGGGGUGACCGUGGCCAGCCAGAAAGACCUCCCCGAUGGCCGCAUGCUGGCAUGCGGCCAUCGAUACGUCAAGUUGUACCCGGGAGGGAGCGAGAAGCAGCGGCGCAUGGUGGGCAAGUGCUACGUGAGGGGCAACGACCUGACCUACGACCCCAACGACCUGUGGCAGAAUAACCAAUACGAGUUCUGCAACCCCGCCUUCAACAAGGAUCUGGAGGGCAUGUGCAACUUGGGCAUCUCCGGGGGCAUCACGAGCAGCGACGUCUACAUUGGCUCGCCCGGGAGCUUCAACUGGCAAGGAAAUGUUCACAUCACGUGGAGAAAUCCAGACCCCAAUAGCGCCUGGGACUCCGACGACAAGCAAUUUGGUCCUCUGAAAAAGACCUACAACAACUACAUGGGUUACUCGGUCCUCCAAGACAAGAAGCUUCUGAGUCGUGACACCUACACCUUGGUGACGGGGUCUCCGAGGGACGAGUCCAAGGGCUCGGUGACACUGGCCUCGACCAACAACAAAAUCCUGCCGCAGCUUCUGGUCAUCCCCGGGCAGCAAGUGGGCUCGUACUUUGGGAACAGCUUGGCCAUCACAGACCUCAACAACGACGAUUGGAACGACCUGAUCGUGGGCGCCCCGUUCUACUUCGACCGCUCCAAAGACCACGGCGGGGCGGUCUACGUCUACAUGAACGAGAACGGGUCGUUCCGGAAGGAGCCCAGCAUGGUGCUGAAGGGGCCCGUCAGCUCCGCCUUUGGCUUCGCACUCGCCGCCAUCGGAGACGUCGACCAAGAUGGAUUCCAAGACUUUGCUGUAGGAGCCCCAUUCCACGAGACGGGGAAGGUCUACAUAUGGAUGGGAAGUAAUGAGGGGAUUACAGAAAAGUACAGCCAGGUUAUUGAGGGAAAAUCGGUAGGCGAUGGGAACUUCAAGACCUUUGGCUACUCGCUGAACGGAGGAAUGGACUUGGAUGACAACAGCUACCCAGACCUCCUGGUCGGAUCCAUGGACGACCGCAUUGCACUGCUCAGAACCAGACCAGUCAUCCACCUAUCUAAGGAAUUCACUGUGCAGCCGAAGAUUGUCGAUCCCACUAAGUGUAAUAACAAUGGCAAGGCCUGUAUUAGAGCGAAGGUGUGUUUCUCCUACACUCUAAGCAACGGGAACAAAGGCUUACAGAAAGAAGUUGUGGUGAGGUACACCAUAGAGGCCGACAUGGACAGGUGGAAGACCGCACGAGUUUACUUCCGCAGCACCAAAAAUGCAACCUACACAGGCUCCAUCUCCCUGAGCUCCCCUGACCAGAAGUGUCAGAAACUGGAGCUCAAUGUGAUCACGACGGUGAGGGACAAGCUGGACCCCGUGGUGUUCGAGCUCACCAUGGCGCUGCAGGAGCUGAAGCCCGACCCGCAGGGGCUGCAGGACCUGGACUCCUUCCCCAUCCUCAGCCAGGAGCAGAAGACCACCCAGAGAGCAGAGUUCCACUUCCAUAAGGAGUGUGGCUCGGACAACAACUGUAACAGCAACCUGCAGCUAACAGCAGAGUACGCUCCUGAGGACACGGAUGAACCUUACCCCAGAAAGGACCUGGACCAGGUGCUGCAGUACGACAGUAACGUGAAGAAGGUGGUGAUCCUGGUGGAGGUGACCAACCUGCCGGGAGAAGGCAAGCUGGCGGAGGACGCCCACGAGGCCAUGCUCAACAUCAGCAUCCCCCAGUCGCUCAGCUACUUCGGCGUCAGGUUCACGGAGGGCCCAAAGGGGGAAUGUAACUCAGAUGGUCAGGACUCUGUGAUCUGCGAGCUGGGGAACCCACUCAGGAGCAAUGAGCGCGUGAAACUGCGGCUCAUUUUCCAGACCAGAGACAUCGACCUGUACACGCGCGAGAUCAAGUCGCUACUGCAGUUGUCAACGCUGAGCCAGCAGAGCGAUAUGUAUCCCGUGGCGGUGGUGCUUCUGGUGGAAAUCUCAAUCCUCACCUCCUUUAACAUAGAGAAGCCGCACGUCCAGGUCUACUCCAGCGGCGAGGUGGUGGGCGAGUCGGCCAUGAAGAAGAGCAGUGACGUGGGCAGCCUGGUGGAGUACACCUUCAACGUGGAGGUGCUGGGACCGAGCGUGGGCACCAUGGGGACGUUGGCCAUUGAGUUUGAAUGGCCGAUUGAGGUGAAGAACGGCAAGUGGCUGCUGUACCUCACCGAGAUCGUGAGCAACAUGAACGGGGCGUCAGAGACACACUGCUUCCCUCCCGGAGAUGUCGUCAACCCCCUUAAGCUCAAUCUGACGGAGGAGAGCAGCAGCCGCAAAAGGAGCAAGAGGCAGACGCUGGUGCUGGGCGACCCCAGGACCCCCUCCGCGGAGCCUCCGGCGGUCGCCACCCUGUUCUCGCCACGCAAAGACACCGUGAUCCUGGACUGUGCCACGGGGACGGCGCGGUGCGUCACCUUCACCUGUCCCCUCGUUGACAUGCAGACCGAGGCCAAGGUCACCGUCCGCUCCCGUGUCUGGAACAGCACCCUGCUAGAGGACUACUCCAAGGUGCUCAGGGUCAAGGUGAAGGGAAAGGCCACCCUCAAACUGAUCACAGACAAGACCACCAUCAAGAUGAAGAGCACCACCGUCGAGUUCUCGGUGGACAUAGACCCCGUGUUCGAUGAGGAGGCCCCGUAUGAAAUCCCCCUCUGGAUCUUCCUGGUGGCAGCUGGAGCCGGGGUUGUCCUUCUGGGAAUCAUCAGCCUCUUACUGUGGAAGUGUGGCUUCUUCAAGAGAGCCAACCAGAGGCAGAUGUACGAGGCCAAGGACCAGAAAGCAGAGAUGAAGAUCCAGCCAUCGGAGACUGAGAAGCUGACCGAAGACUACUGAGACCCCCCCCCCAC
Molecule: messenger RNA, 3346 nt
Organism: Gadus chalcogrammus (walleye pollock)
Lineage: Eukaryota; Metazoa; Chordata; Actinopteri; Gadiformes; Gadidae
Gene: itga3b
Product: integrin, alpha 3b
Exons: 25
Coding region: 117-3332 (1071 amino acids)
Biological process (GO): integrin-mediated signaling pathway; leukocyte migration; cell adhesion mediated by integrin
Cellular component (GO): integrin complex; external side of plasma membrane
Molecular function (GO): integrin binding
Source: RefSeq, a predicted model, not a curated record